Molecule: messenger RNA, 1588 nt
Organism: Hibiscus syriacus
Lineage: Eukaryota; Viridiplantae; Streptophyta; Magnoliopsida; Malvales; Malvaceae
Exons: 7
Coding region: 1-1434 (477 amino acids)
Biological process (GO): UDP-N-acetylglucosamine biosynthetic process
Cellular component (GO): endoplasmic reticulum; Golgi apparatus; endoplasmic reticulum-Golgi intermediate compartment
Molecular function (GO): glucosamine 6-phosphate N-acetyltransferase activity; monosaccharide binding
Source: RefSeq, a predicted model, not a curated record
AUGACUUCUACCUCCGGCUCGUUCUAUAUGGAAGGCUCCCAACCGAUCAACAAGCCUCCACAGUUCAAUAGAGCAAACUACUGUCAUUGGAAGAAAGUAAUGAAGUUAUUUAUUCAAUCCAAUGAUCUUGAUGCAUGGGAGAUGCUCGAGAAUGGAUACUCUUCUCCAACGAAGAAGACGAAGAAGUGGAAACUUUCUUCUUGUUCGAAUGCCAAUGAGCUUUGGAAUAAGCUCGAGGAAAUCUAUAAAGACAAGAAAGAAGAUCUAACAAAGGUGGUGUCUUUAAUGGCUCAUAAAGAGCCCAAGGCAGGUCCCCUUUUUUGUUGCUUUCCAUUCUAUCUAUGUUUCAUUGCAACCGCUAAUAGUUGUGGUAUUGUAAAGGAGAUAAGCAGUUACUGUUACAUAUAUGUAUUGCUGGUUCUUGGUGCCGCAGGAGGCGUUCUCAUUUCUGCCGUUCAAAUUGGCCGGUUUUCCGGUGCAAUAGUCACUGCUUUUUCCAGAUUAAGAGUAAGGUCGUCCGACACUACACAAGAGAUGGUGGGUGCUGCUAUUUCUAGCAUCACUUCUUCACAGAUAACGAUGAUAAAGGGCGGUGGUGGUGGUGCUGCUGCUGCUUUUCCAUCCAAAUCCAUGGAAUUGCGGUGGAUACGCAGAAACAGUAGAAGAAAGAUCCCUAACCCAAACCCAAGUUCAAGGGAGUUUGGCAGCUUAAAUUCAACACCACCGCCAUUGAUGAUGCCAAUUUACAUAUCAGCGGACCCAUCCCACAUUAAUCUUCAAGAGCUUAGUGAACUGUACACUAGUUGCAACCACUCCUGCCACCGGUUCCCUAAGGUGGACUCAAACACCGGCAUAGUUGAAGAAGCCUUGGACUUGAACAAGCUCCGGAUUGCUCUCUCCCACAGUUGUGUGAUUGUUUCAGUCUUCUGCAAACCUCAGCAUGUCAAGGUGACUAACAUCACCAAGCAAAUCCAAAACCAAGAGCAACAGAAGCAAAUGAAAAGGGGUUUUGUUGGAGAUUUGAUGGAGAGUGUGGCGCCCAUAAACCCUUCAAAUGGCCAGCUUAUUGGCUUUGGCCGUGCUGUUUCUGAUCUAGGAUUGACUGCAUCCAUCUACGAUGUCAUGGUCGCUCCUCCUUUACAGGGCAUGGGAAUUGGGACGAUAAUAGUUAAAAGGGCUGUAAGGAUACUCACAACUAGAGGCAUUUAUGACAUAGCCGCUCUUUGUUCCACCAAGGAAAGGUUCUUCUUCAAAGCAUGUGGAUUCAGAGAUGACAUCUUAGGCUCUACUACGAUGAUGUAUGGUAGGACGGUUUCAAAUACUUGUUUUGAAGGUAAUGAGCUGGUUACGGCAGCUGGUCGAAAACUUUUGUUAGCUCCACCACUUCGAGUGCCACCGUUUCCAUCUUCCAAGACUACCAAACAUCAAGGUUGAACCACAUGGUUGCCUUAUGAAUACAAUUCUCUCUCAUUGAUGAAGCAUAUGGAAUUAGAAGGGAGUUUGGGGGUGGGGGCAUUUUAUUUUUCCCGUUUGUUUGUGCAUUCAAGAUUCGGUUUCUCUUUCGUCUCAGAAAAUAAAAUCCCCUUUU